Hippocampus comes (tiger tail seahorse) is the source of this 3381-nucleotide messenger RNA. RefSeq names its product phosphatidylinositol 3-kinase regulatory subunit alpha-like. The transcript has 18 exons. The record is from RefSeq and is a predicted model, not a curated record. The coding region runs from base 767 to 2938 and encodes 723 amino acids. Gene Ontology annotation, cellular component: phosphatidylinositol 3-kinase complex. Lineage: Eukaryota; Metazoa; Chordata; Actinopteri; Syngnathiformes; Syngnathidae. Gene Ontology annotation, molecular function: 1-phosphatidylinositol-3-kinase regulator activity; protein binding. Gene Ontology annotation, biological process: insulin receptor signaling pathway; phosphatidylinositol phosphate biosynthetic process.
CAGACGUGAAACACUGAGCACUCGACACAUUGUUGAGAAAGGACAGAUGUUGCCGCGUUUUAAAAUUAUUAAAUUUGGAAAUAAGACGUGAUUGGUCGACAGAGCAUCAGGCCUCCCGCGUGUUCGCGUUUAUUUUUGAAAGUCACAAAAAAAAUGACAGGCAAACAAAUCUCUAUAUCCAAGUAUACAUGGGUAAUAUCGAUAUGAUACAUAUAGGUACAAAGUUGUGUCACGUAUUUAAAUAUAUUUUAUCUUUCUGUUCGUUAUACGUAGUCGUAUUGUGAAAGUCCCAGCCGGAUGUGCUUCGUAUCUGCGCUGGUCCGAUUCGAAUCGCUGUCUUCCAAAUCCAGUCGUGACGACCACGAGCGAGCAGUUUUCAAGUGAAAAUAAACCAAAUUGCCGGACGUUUACGCCCCUUUCGGUCACUUUCUGUCGUGUUCCGCGCUCGCCGUCGUGUCAUGAAGUCCACUUUGUGUCCUGCUCGACGCUCGCUGGCGAAUUAAAAAGGUGUAGCAGAUGUCUCCUCCACCCCAGCUGAGACUCCUGUUCAUGAACGGAGGCGUAGCUCGCUACCUGGCGCUCAACGGAUGACACGACACUGAGCGAACAUGGAGACGGGGGAGACGCCAUAUUUUCUCCCGCGCCGUUCUCCGCGCUAAAGUCUUCCUCUCAGGCAAAAGCUAUUCUCAUAAUUGGAUUCAGGGACUUUUUUUUUUCCCCUUUCCCCAUUCCUCGCUUCGCUAAGCCAUAGCCGCCCGCUGCCAUCAUGGCGUCGGAGGGCUUUCAGUACCGCGCGCUGUACGACUACAAGAAAGAGCGCGAGGAGGACAUCGACCUGCACGUGGGCGACAUGCUGCUGGUCAGCAAGGGGGCGCUGUUGGUGCUCGGCUGCGGCGCCGGCGCCGAGGAGCGACCCUCUGAGAUCGGAUGGCUGCCCGGCUUCAACGAAACCACGCAGGAAAAGGGCGACUUCCCGGGCACCUACGUAGAAUUCGUAGGCAGGAAGAGGAUGUCGCCGCCCACGCCCAAGCCCCGACCACCCAGGCCGCCGUCGGCCGCGUCGAUGAGAACCGACUCGGAAUCUGAGGGGGUCACGCUGCCAGAUCUUCCGGAGCACUUUGGACCGCCCGACACGGCCCCGCCCCUCCUGAGCAGACUGAUGGAGGCCGUGGAGAGCAAAGGCGCGGACAGUCCCGGCUUGUACCGGGGCGGCGGCGGCGGCGGAGGAGGAAGUUUGGACACGAGGCAACUGGCCCAAGCCGAGCUGGAGCAGAUGGAGGUGUCGGCCCUGUGCGACGGGGUGGUCCGCUUCCUGCAGGAGCUUCCCGGGCCCGUCCUGCCGUCUUCGCUGCAGGACGACAUGAUCCACGCCGUGCAAGAGGUCCGAGACCCCGAGGAGUGCGCCCGGGUUCUGCUGGGCGUGGCCAGCUCCCCAACGUGCGCCGCCCAGUACGGCCUGACCCUCCUCAGCGUGGUGCGGCACCUGGCUCGACUCGGCGCGCAUGCCGCCCGCAACCAGCUCAGCGUGAGGGGCCUCGCCGAGACCUUCAGCCCGCUGCUUUUCAGGCAGACCGCCGCCGGGUGUGAGUCUGGCCCAGACCCUUUGAUUCAAGUUCUGGAGGUUCUGAUCAAUAGCGAGCUCAACGUGAACCAGGCUGCUCCAGCUUUACCUCCCAAACCCGCCAAGCCGUCGUCGUCGGCGUCCGCCAGCGAGUGCACGUUCAACAACGGCAUGGCGCUUCACGACGCCGAGUGGUACUGGGGCGACAUCUCCAGGGAGGAAGUGAACGAGAAGCUGCGGGACACGGCCGACGGCACCUUCCUGGUGCGCGACGCUUCCACCAAGAUGCACGGCGAUUACACCCUCACGCUCAGGAAGGGGGGCAACAAUAAGUUGAUUAAGAUCUUCCACCGCGAGGGCAAGUACGGCUUCUCGGACCCGCUGACGUUCAGCUCGGUGGUGGAGCUCAUCAAUCACUACCGGCACGAGUCCCUGGCGCAGUACAACCCCAAGCUGGACGUCAAGCUGCUCUACCCGGUCUCCAAGCACCAGCAGGACCAGGUCGUUAAAGAGGACAGCAUUGAAGCGGUGGGCAAGAAGCUCCACGAGUACCACCUGCAGUACCAAGAGAAGAACCGCGAAUAUGACAGGCUCUAUGAGGAGUACACCAGAACUUCUCAGGAGAUCCAGAUGAAGCGCACGGCCAUCGAGGCCUUCAACGAGACCAUCAAGAUCUUCGAGGAGCAGUGUCAGACUCAGGAUCGCUUCAGCAAGGAGUACAUCGACAAAUUCCGCCGCGAGGGCAACGACAAGGAAAUCCAGAGGAUCAUGGAGAACUACGACAAGUUGCGCUCGCGCAUCAGCGAGAUUGUGGACAGCAAGCGCCACCUGGAGGUGGACCUGAAGAAGCAGGCCGCCGACUACCGCGAGAUCGACAAGAAGAUGAACAGCAUCAAGCCGGACCUCAUCCAACUGCGCAAAACCAGAGACCUGUACCUCAUGUGGUUGACCCAGAAGGGAGUCCGGCAAAGGAAACUGAAUGAGUGGCUUGGACUGAAGAACGAGACCACCGAGGACGAGUACAGCAUGGUGGAGGACGAGGAGGACCUCCCUCACCACGACGAGCGUCUGUGGCGUCUGGGCAACAUCAACCGCGGUCAAGCCGAGUCGCUGCUGAGAGGCAAAAAGGACGGAACCUUCCUGGUCCGCGACAGCAGCAAGCCGGGAUGCUACGCCUGCUCCGUCAUGGUGGAAGGCGAAGUGAAGCACUGCGUGAUCAACAAGACGAGUACGGGCUUCGGCUUCGCCGAGCCGUACAACCUGUACGCGUCGCUGAAGGAGCUGGUGCUGCACUACCAGCACACGUCGCUGGUGCAGCACAACGACUCGCUCAACGUCACGCUCGCCUUCCCCGUCUACGGCCAGCAGAGGCGCUGACCCGGCCNNCCCCCCCCCGCCGCUCCCCCUUCUUCGGUGUGGCUUCACGCUGAAGAGCUCUUUCGGUCAAUUCCCGGAUGCUGAUUCGAGAAUGAGUGAACGAUUCCCCCCUCCCCCGCAGCCUGCUCCUUGUGGCGGAAGUUGUGAAAUCGCUCGAGGACCCCCGUCGUCCUUACACUCACGGCUGACUUUCAAAAUAAAGGUACUGAAAUGGCAAAGCUGCAUUGUGACGUGCGGACGGCAGCAUUCCAAAGACUUUCCUCUCCAGGACUCAGGUGCUUGACUCUUCCUCUUUUUCCAUUCCCAACCAGGGGAGGAGGAUGAAACAUUUCAACUUAACUUCAGUAUUUUCCUUCACACUCUUAUUUUGAAAUUAUACAAAACACUUUAAAAGUUACAAGUGUUUCCGCACUCGGAUCAAUAAAAAUAAUUUUGUCCAUUCA